This is a messenger RNA of Bursaphelenchus xylophilus (pine wood nematode), 6807 nucleotides long. The record is from the annotation of a GenBank genome assembly. Lineage: Eukaryota; Metazoa; Nematoda; Chromadorea; Rhabditida; Aphelenchoididae.
AUGACGAAGACCCACACCAGAUUCCACAUUCUCAAGGUCCUCAAGAUCAAUAAGAUGUAAGUAUAUAAUAGAAAGCAAUCAAUACUUUCGCAAAUCAUUAGCAAUGAAUGAUUUUCAAAGUUUACAUAGGCUCCAGGUUGGUCUGGUCUAAAGAAUUUUGAAUUAUAUUUUAUUGUCUUCAAGUGCAAAAGUAAUCUAAACAGAUAGAAACUACUCAAAUAAAAAGCAGUGCCCUGUAUUAUUUAGUGUUAUCAACUAAAAAGUCCAAUCUUUUGCUGUUUAUAAAAUCAUCCUCAGAUCAUGAAUGAUCCAUCUUCUACUUUUUAUAUUUAACGUAGUCAUCUUUUACAUCUUUUUCGUGGAAAUGUUUUUUUUGCAGCUAUUUAAGGAAGUCUUUGAAGUGCGAAGUUCAGAAUUUCUUGAAAUUUUGCACACAGGACGGGCACGGGUAACGUAUAAAUGUCUGAUUAGAGACAAAAACACUUUUUGGCCGCACUGGUAUGAAACUUUUCAUGCCAAAUUCGCCAAAAAGUGUCACACUUUAGCCAACUUUCGACCUAACAAUCUCGAUCGUUUCUGUAAAGCACCAGCUAGAAACCUCGCAUUCUUACAAAAAAAUAUCUAAAUUUUUGCACGGUUUCAUCAAAAUCUGAGCGUUGCACUUGGAGUACUUUCCCUGUUAGUUGUAAAUAUAAAAAUAAAAAGCGAAAUAAUGCAUUCAAAGUCCGUCAACUGAAAGUUUUCUGUUCAGCGAAUACGACCGCUCUUUUUAUUUACCCAUAUUUAUUAUCACCGCCUCUCAUGAUUACUACAUUUAAAUUCAAAUCGAAGGAAAUAACCUCAGUUAUAAUAGACCAAUCUAUUCUGAAUUUCAGAUCAUUUAGACUCCCAAUUUUGUAAUCCAUUUAAGAACUGUCCUUUUGUUGAUAGUUAUUCACAGUUAUCCGAAACCGGAUACUGUAAUCGUCAUGAUUUCGGGAAGAUUCCAAGGUGGUUUCAAUGGAAGUUCCCCAACUAAAUAUGAACCGUAAAUAAAUCAGCGAUUCGCCAAAAAAGGCGCCCCCUCCUUUUUAAAGAUUGGUCGUUAUCAGCGCGGAGUCGAUUAGUCACAUAGGAUCUGUUUACAAAAACCGUCGCCGGCUUCAUUUCCUCCCAUUCUCCCAAUCUUGGCCACUUUGUUCGCUUUCCAAUGAUCCGAAAAUUCAUUUAUUUCCUUCAAAAAUCCCGUCGUAAUGACGCAUUUUAUGAAAUCAUACCAUUAUUUUCUCGCUUUUGUCGCCGAAGCAAUCUGGUUUUAUGUUGCACGCAAGGACAAGGGACGAUAUGAAUUGAACUUUUGAUUUUUACAAAGAAGACUCCACUUUUUUUAUCACAAUUUAUGGCUAAUAUACCUAAAGCAAUUUCGAUUUACCUUUCUCCUGGAAAGUCUUGCUUGAUGUCGGGACAAGUUUUAAAAAAAAGUUCACGUGAAGCGGCGUCUGAUAUUGUUUUCUUCUUGUCCAAAUCCUGUUAUUUUUGUUUUCAAUCAAGGAUAAUAUAAUUCAUAUUCGACUUGUUUUGAUUCUGGUUUUAGUAUUCAUGAUUGAUCGUUAUUGUGGAUUCUGGGCUGGGCGUUGCCUCGAUUGAAAACUGACCUAUUCAUGGAUAAGGUCUUUAGUCGCUGUGGGCGUUAUUAUUUUUCUUAUCAGUAGACCUUCAAUUAUGGUAUCCUUUAGGACAAACUGCCACCGCGAUUCCAAUAUGAACCCAGUGGAAACCGGUGGCAUCGACUUCUUAGAACGAAGAUUGGCUGAUCACACCAACAUCCUCGAGUUGUCUGCCUUCAAGGAAGAUUCUACGAUCUUCGAGAGGAGUCGAUUGUCCAAGUCUGAGGUAAGUUGUAGCUAAAAUCUGUACUUGGUGAUUGGAGUAGCCUUUUUUCAUUUGCUGUUGUUUUUUGUUUUGGCAUGUACUUUUAUCAUGGUUAAAAGCAUUUGCCUUUGUUUUCUCUAUUUAUAUUACACUCUUUUCAGCCUAAAGACGAAACAAAAUUUGCUUUGAAUGAAUUUGAAAAAUGUAAUCCCUUGGUAUCAUUCUCCGUUUACAUCACCUGGGUUAUUCUAAUGUUGAUGGCUCACUUCCGCGAGUUUCUUCGCAAAUAUGGUUUUGAGAAAAAUCUUGCAGCGGUCGAAAGACCCGAACAGAAGGUGAGUAACUAGUUUUUUUUGUGAGGUACUUUUGUUUUUAGGAUUUUGCACCUUUGUACAGCUCGUUCGAGUCAGUGUACUCUCGUAACUGCUACAAUCGAGUGAGGGAUGUCUUCGAAAGGCCGAUUUGUUCAGUCCCCGGAGCCAAGGUAACCUUGCUCGAUCGGGUUACCAAGGAUUAUGGAUGGACUUUCGAGUAUGUACUUUAUUUUUUUCCGUUAUUUUUUUUUAGUUUUACUGGAGGGAAGACAGAAGUUAUCAAUGUGGGAUCUUAUAAUUACCUCGGAUUUGCGGAGAAUCAUGGAAGAUGCUCAAAAGAAGCUUUAAAAAUACUAGAUGAACAAGGAAUCUCCGUCUGCUCCACGGUUUCCGAGUUCGGGAUCCCGAAAAUGCACAAUAAGCUUGAGGAUUUAGUGGCUGAGUUUCUCGGAGUCGAGGAUUCCAUUUGUUUUAGUAUGGGAUUCGCGACCAAUUCAAUGAAUGCCCCUUGUUUAGUUGGAAAGGUAAUCAAAAACGACGGAGAUUAAUGUUUAUAUCACGUUCAGAACGACCUCAUUAUCAGCGACCAGUAUAAUCACGCAUCCCUUGUUCUCGGGUGUCGUCUUUCGGGUGCUGGAAUUAAAGUUUUUAAACAUAAUGACAUCAAAAGUCUCGAGAAAACCAUCAGAAACGCAAUUUCGAAGGGCAAUCCGAAGACUGGAAAACCUUUUGGGAAGAUCUUAAUUAUUGUGGAAGGCAUUUAUUCCAUGGAAGGAUCUAUUUGCAACCUCCCAGCCAUCAUCGAACUCAAGAAGAAAUACGGUUGUUACCUAUAUCUGGACGAAGCUCAUAGUAUCGGAGCGAUGGGAGCCAAUGGGAGAGGAGUUGUUGAAUAUUGGGGAUGCAAUCCAAAGGACGUCGACGUUCUCAUGGGCACUUUCACCAAGAGUUUUGGAGCCGCUGGUGGUUACAUUGCUGGCAGUCGGGUAAGAUAAUAUUGGAAUAAGUAAUUUAAUUUAAACAGAGUGUUAUCACUCAUCUCAGGAAGACGUCCCCAACUGCUUACUAUUCAACUCCUAUGUCUCCAGCCGUAGCAGCCCAGGUUUAUGCAUCAAUGAGCAUUAUUAUGGGCAGGGAUAACACAACCGACGGUAAGAUCCAGAAAAAAAAAACAAUAUGCUUUAUUUUUUAAAUGUUAGUUAUCUAUAUGAGACUUGUAUGGGUAUUUUAGGUCGUGAUCGAAUUGAACGGCUUCAUCGGAAUGCUCGGUACUUCAGAUUACACUUGAAGAAAAUGGGAUUUAUUGUUUAUGGAUCAGAUGACAGUCCUGUGGUCCCAGUCAUGAUCUAUUAUCCUACAAAGUGUGGACUCUGGGGUCGGGAGAUGUUGAAAAGGAAUGUCGGAGUGGUAGUGGUGUCCUUCCCGGCCACAGAGAUGACAGAAUCCCGUUGUCGUUUCUGUCUUUCGGCCGCCCACACCAAGGAAAUGCUGGAUGAAGUUUUGAAGGCCAUCGAUGAAGUCGGGACGAUGAGUCGGGCCAAACACUCAUACAGAACAGCAUUGUACAAAGAUCUGAACAUUGAAUGGUAGAAGUAAUUGAUAGUUGUCCAAAGUGCGGGUCUUGGAUGCUUUCCUCGAGAGAACCACUUCAUUCCAUGUACAAUAUAUUGUAUCACAUGCCGGUUUUCUCAGCCAUUCUUCGUAACACUGCUUGCUCAUUACAUAAUUUCAUAACAUUCGAAUCGAAUAGAUUCCAUCAUCAUUAUUCGAAUAAAUUUUUAUUUCCUCGCACAGCGUUUCAAAAAUUUUUCGGCGCCGUUCGGUGUCCGAAAAUGAAAAAAAAUAAAAAGUGGUGCUUACAAUUCGUCGUGUACCUGUCUAGCCACAACAGAUAUCAGUGAACUAAAAGUGUGUAUGUUCCAAUUUGAGAAAUUGCCGUUCCAAGUGAAACGGUAUGCAUCGUAUAAUUCGAGUUUUGUUUUUUGGAAUUAGUAAAAGAGCGGCCUGCGCCCUAAUUAAAAAUAUUUCUAAAAAAUGUUGCAUAUUUUUGUUAUAAAUUGUUUGUAAUUGGUGUUUAGACCCUCUGAUGCUUCUCAGAUGCCACAUAAAUGAGUAUUCCACGGUUAAUUCCAGCUUUGCUCAGGCCUCUCCUUUUAAAUCCUAGAUCUCUUCUCAAUGGAUCAAUUGCCAGUCUCAGUUUCACCCCAGAAUAUAGUAAACAGCGAAAGCGAACAAAACAUGUAACUCCUGUUGUGGUAAAGUCUAUCAAGUCCAAGAAAACACCAAUUGAGUUUUAUCAUGACAUGACCUUAAAGUAAGUUGACUAACUUUUGGAAAUUUACCUAAUAUUGGUUUAGAGAAGCUGCUGAGGCCCUCAAUGAGCCGCUGGAAAGCGUCUUGGAAGCGAUGGUAGAUGUGAAUCCGGAAAUAAUUGAUCUUGCUGAUCAGAAUAAAGGUAAACUCUUGUUAUUUUUUUAUAAAUUUUAAUUUUUAGCCGUCGAUAAACGAAUACUUAUGAAUUUGGCCUCAAUCUAUGACAAAAGACCUCGAUGGAUUCAUAGGCCGAGCGAGAAGAAAGCGAUGGAAAAGUUAAGUAAAGAUGAAGUAGACGUCUUCCCCCAGCCUCCUCCACCAGAUGAAGAACUUGUCAAAAGGGCACCCGUUGUUACUAUCAUGGGACAUGUUGACCAUGGAAAGACAACCUUGUUGGACUCGCUGAGAAACUCGAGGAUAACAGCUGGCGAAUUUGGAGGGAUAACUCAGCAUAUCGGCGCUUUCUCAGGUGAUUACUUACUUUCUUUAAGCAUCCUCUUCAGUUGUUCUUCCACAUUCUUCUGAUCGAGUAACCUUUAUCGACACUCCUGGUCAUGCCGCUUUUAAGGAAAUGAGAUCAAGAGGAGCUCACUCCACCGAUCUUGUUGUUUUAGUCGUCGCGGCUGAUGAUGGAGCCAACGAGCAAACAGUGGAAUCGAUAAAGUAUGUGUAAUGUGUUUAAAAAUUGACUAUUUACAUAUUUAGAUAUAUCAAAGAAGCCGGAGUUCCUUUUGUCGUCGCAAUAAAUAAGAUUGACAAGCCUAACGCAGAUAUCCAAAAGGCUAAGAGAUCUCUGAUGCAAUAUGAUGUUGUGUUGGAGGAUAUGGGAGGGGACGUUCCUGUGGUCGAGAUCUCGGCACUUCAGGGGACCAACUUGGACAAACUUCAAGUAAGGGAUCUCCAUUUAUUUUAUAUGGUUUAGGAACUUCUGGUUGCACAAGCCGAAUUAAUGGAGUUGAAAUCAACCCCUAAGGGGUUGACUGAGGCUGUAGUUAUAGAAUCAACCACGGUGCAAGGUAAGAUUUGCUUGAAGUUUAUUCGUUUCCCCUCCUGUUUAGGUGUUGGAAAGAUGUGCACACUAAUUGUAAAUCGAGGGACCUUGAAAAGGAAUGCCGUUCUUGUGGCUGGAAAUACGUGGGGACGAGUGAAGAGUAUGGUUGAUGAGUUUGGAAAUAAUGUCAACGAGGCCGGGCCAAGUACUCCAGUAAAAAUAUCAGGUUCGAAUUGGUAUCCCAAUAUCUUUCUUAUGUGAUAUUUAAUAGUAAUGUUCAUUAAUUUUAGGGUGGAAGGAUGUUCUUCCAUCUCCAGGAGAUACUGCAUUAGAAGUGGAAUCAGAAGAAAGAGCAUGGAAAGUAGUUCAACUGAGACAAGAAAAGUUGAACGAGAAGUUUGCCGAAGAAGUAUAUGUAAGAUGACGAAACGUUUCAGAACAUGUUCUUGUUUCAGGAAUCGAUAGACGCCCAAAGAGAGGAAGCCCGACAAAUUUACUUGACGAACAGGCAGAAGUUGAUUGACCGGGGAAUGAGAUAUGGAUCUACAAUAAGAAGAGUUUAUCAUAAGGAGAACAAACUGAGGAAGGAUGAUGGGAAAAGAGAGAAGCCGGCUCUUCCCAUUAUCAUCAGAACUGAUGUGGAUGGGAGUUUGGAGGCGAUUACGAAUGUUCUCAAGACUUAUAACAACAAGGAGGUUGAUCUGCAGAUUGUCGAUGCUGAUGUUGGAGUUCCAAAUCCCGAGAUUGUUGAGGUCGCGGCUGAAUUUGAAGGUAUGUCGUUUUAAUUGAGAAUAUUUUAAAUUAUAGUUUAGCCAAGAUAAUCUGUUUCAAUGUCCCAAUUCCUCCUAAAGUUCAAGUUGAAGCAGCCGAAAAGAGAGUUCAAAUUGAACAAUUUAAUGUUAUCUAUCGACUGGUCGAUUUCCUGAAGAAUGAUCUGAAUAAGACCUAUGGUCCUAUUGAAGAGAUGAAGUUGAUUGGAGAAGGGCAUGUCCUCAAACAAUUCCUGAUCAGAGAUAACAAGGGGAAAAAACGACCGAUUGCAGGGACCCUGGUCGAUUGGGGGGUCUUCCCAAAGUAAGUAAUUAGUCGUGGAUCUUACGGUAAUAUAGGGCUGCAACUUAUCGGGUGAUAAGUACGAAGACUGGAGAGGUGGUUUAUGAAGGACCAGUGGAAUCUCUAAAGAAGGAAAACGAGUUCGUAACUGAGGUAUCGACUAACAACGAAGUCGGCAUCGCUAUCGAGAACAAUCCCGUCAAGUUUAGUCCUGAUGACAUCAUCGAGGCUUAUGAGGUUGUAAUGACCCCUAGGGAGGUUAACUGGAACCCUCCAGGAUUUUAG